Molecule: messenger RNA, 687 nt
Organism: Penaeus chinensis
Lineage: Eukaryota; Metazoa; Arthropoda; Malacostraca; Decapoda; Penaeidae
Product: basic proline-rich protein-like
Exons: 3
Coding region: 1-687 (228 amino acids)
Source: RefSeq, a predicted model, not a curated record
AUGUCUGCCCCUCGGCCACGCCCCCCCGCCCCCGGCCCCCGCACCACCACCCCCGCCGCCGCCGCCGCCGCCGCACCCGCAGCCGCCGCCACCUGCACCAAGGGACAGACGCUGGGCCGCCCUUGCACUGGAAGUUCUCGUUCGACUGUGCCUGUACAAGGCGCGUGGCGUAGACAGCCUGGGUCCGCCGCACCCGGGCCGCCCAUCCCCGCGGUCAGCCGCUCAGGCCCGCUUGCGGCGCGACCCCCCCUGCCGCGGCGGCGCUCGGGGGCGCAGGGCAUCGGGCGGGCCGUCCCCUCCCCUGCGCCCUGCCCCCGACCCCCGCCGCGGCGCAGCACACCGCCGCCCCGGGCCCUGGGGGCCCUCCGCCGCCAGGGCCACGGGCGCGGCCCCCUGGGGUCAUACGCUUUCGGUGUAUCCGGCACGGCCUCGCCUGCGUGCCGUGUUGCCUCACACUCCCUCCCCUUCGCACACGCCGUUCACACCACCGAAACCACGCCCACUCACCGCCCAUCACGCCCUCUCCCACGCCCCUUACGUCGCUACGUCCCUCCCUCAGCCAGCCAGCUAGAGGCAGCCCCCGAGGCACUCGAAGACCUUUUGCACAGCUGCUCACUCUGUAUCAACGACAUCAACAUUCAUGUAUUCAUGCUAUUCAUGAAACUGCUUGAGCCAUAUCCUGCAUGA